GCUUGUUAUGCACUUUUUGAAACGCAGUUCUGCUUUUUGUUCUCGUGAGACUUGGCAACGCUGCUGGUGGAUGGAAGCUGGGCCCUGGUGACCAUGCCUUCUGAAGUGUCCAAGCCCUACGUGAGCGAGACGCAGGCCUCCGAGCUGCUGGGGCGUGUCUUCGGGCUGGCCGUGUCCAGGCUCAGCCCCCUGCCCAGCUACGACGAUCAGAACUUCCACGCGGUGGUCCCGGGGCGGGGCGAGUUCAUUGUGAAGGUGACAAACACGGAGGACAGCUGCAACGCGGAACUGCUGGAGGCACAGACCCGCAGCAUGAUGUACCUGCAGGAGCAGGGGCUGCCUGUCCCCACACCGCUGCUCACCCGCGACGGGGACAUCAUGUCCCUGCAGUCAAUCGAUUGUGGAUCGGGGUAUUCUAAGUAUAUGGUGAGGGUGUUGACGUACCUGCCUGGGACUCCGAUCGCCAAGAUCCCAAGCUCUCCACAGAUUCUGUAUGAAGCAGGGAGAUCGGCAGCUACUCUGGACAAAGUCCUUCAGGGGUUUGAGCACCCCAGCCUGCAAAGCCUGCACCGCAAGAACUUCAUCUGGAGCCUGUCCAGCAUUCCCUUGCUGGAGAGCUACCUUGACGCACUGGGACAGGAGCCCACCAUCAGGGUUGUGAAGGAAGUCAUCCAGCAGUUCAGAGACAAGAUCCAGCCCAAACUGGAAGUGUUCCGCAAAUGUAUAAACCAUGGGGACUUCAACGACCACAAUGUCCUGAUUGAGGCCGAGGCACGGAGCCCGCAGCGCUACAGAAUCUCGGGGAUCUUGGACUUUGGGGACAUGAGCUACGGCUGCUACGUUUUCGAGGUGGCAAUCUGCAUCAUGUACAUGAUGAUCGAGAGCGAGGAGCCGCUCAGCGUGGGGGGGCACGUGCUGGCAGGCUACGAGAGCGUCGUCCCUCUGAUCCCUGAGGAGAGGGAUGCCCUGUUCCUGCUGGUCCUCUCCCGCUUCUGCCAGUCCUUGGUGAUGGCGCACCACUCCGUCACCCUCCAGCCCGCCAACGAGGAAUACCUGAUGAUAACGGCACGCACCGGCUGGAAGCACCUUCUUAGGCUCUGGGAGAUGGGCAGGGAGGCGGUGGAGCAGCUCUGGUUUGGGACAGCCAGCUCCUACCAGACUGGAGAGCGUCCGUGAAGGACCGGGCUGUGAAAGCAACCUGCCUCCACACGCAAUGGAGACCUGAUUUAAGUAGAUUUAAAAAUAAAAUAAAAAAAAAAACUGUACGGUCAUGGACUAUCGCAUCUAAAAACACCUGCUUCCCACUGAAAUGUGUUGAAGCCUCCCGCUGCAUUAAUUCCACCAGGAAAUGUUAGUGUGUGCACUCCUCUCUUUCCAUUAUUCUUUUAAAUAAACAACAAGAAAGAAAGAUGGAUAGGACCAGCUUUCGGAUGAUCAAUGUUGUUUUAUUCAUGACAAGCUGCCUUGGCAUCCAUAUGGUAAUUAAAUUAAAUAGGUUUCAAUCCUCAUGUUCUUUUGCAUAAAUUCCACAGUUUAUAAUUAAGCUAGAAUGUCUGCAGAGAGCUUAUUAACCAUGGCUGGUCUUGAACGAUUUUUUAAAACAUGUGUUUGUUUAAUUAAUGAUUGAAUGAAUUAGAAAGUGCAGAAUGGGCCAGUGACAUGAAAAUGCAAAUCUUUUAGCAUGUCCCACUCAAGCUAAAGUGCAACAGUAGGCUUUCAUCUGGAACACCUGCCCUACAGGUAGACUGGCCAAGAGUAAGCCGGCUGUAGUUCUGGUAAUCAUUUUUCAAAGGUGCGGCUCUCUGUAAUGAUUCUACAUAUGCACACCCUCUCAACUCCAUCAGCUCUGUAAUGAGCCAUCACAAGAGUGGAUGGCAGUGAAUGCUGCUUUAGGACGAUAGAAAGGGUUCAUGAGUAGCAGAGGUGCUCUCGCCUGUGGGACCGGCUGCUGAAGCUGCUUUGUGUAACUGGUAGCAGCUUUAUUAACCAGCGCUAACAUAUGCUUCCUGCCAGGAUCGGGUGUGAGUACUAUCCCAGAGCUGCUGCUGUUUAAGAAAUACAGCCCCAUUCGGCUCACCCUUUGGGUGCUAUAUUGCCUUUUUUCUUUACCUUUGUGUGUUGCCUCAGUCUUCCAGGCCCCCCUUGUAAAGGAGAUUUGAAUGGGACUGCAUACUGGUUAAAAACAGUAGCAGGGUUAGAAAUACGACUCCCAUUGCUUAGCAGUUGGAUCCACUCCUGGUUGUACUAUUUUUAAUAACAUACCUGUGUCUUGUUACCUAUACACACUGUGGCUAAUGAUGCUCCUAUUAAAACCUGGAAUAGGGGAAACUGCUAUGCAACAGGAGUCUUAUUUCCAUCUCUUAAUAACAUAUAUAUCGGCAUCAAAAGAAACGUCUCGCUUAUAUUUGGAUACAAUUCACUAGAUGUGAUCUAAAAAUGACAAACUCUGUUUUAGAGCAGAUGCAGUGACCAAAAAACAUUUUGUCAAU
Molecule: messenger RNA, 2489 nt
Organism: Polyodon spathula (Mississippi paddlefish)
Lineage: Eukaryota; Metazoa; Chordata; Actinopteri; Acipenseriformes; Polyodontidae
Gene: hykk.2
Product: hydroxylysine kinase, tandem duplicate 2
Exons: 5
Coding region: 94-1176 (360 amino acids)
Molecular function (GO): amino acid kinase activity
Source: RefSeq, a predicted model, not a curated record